Messenger RNA from Sphaerodactylus townsendi, 4913 nucleotides. RefSeq names its product defective in cullin neddylation 1 domain containing 5 (gene DCUN1D5). Gene Ontology annotation, molecular function: cullin family protein binding; ubiquitin-like protein binding; ubiquitin conjugating enzyme binding. NCBI's taxonomy places the organism in Eukaryota, Metazoa, Chordata, Lepidosauria, Squamata, Sphaerodactylidae. The record is from RefSeq and is a predicted model, not a curated record. Gene Ontology annotation, biological process: protein neddylation; positive regulation of ubiquitin-protein transferase activity. Bases 235 to 939 code for a protein of 234 amino acids. Gene Ontology annotation, cellular component: ubiquitin ligase complex. The transcript has 8 exons.
CCGGCCGAGGGACGCCGCUGUCACUUCCUGCUCCCACCUCCCCGCGUCGGAACCUUCUCCGCUCCUUGCCGGCGCCGCUGCCGGGUCUGGGCACAGCCGCCCCGUCGCGCCCCCUGCCCCGCUGGGAAGGAGCGAAGCAAGCGGGGCAGCUGCAGCCACCCCCUCAAGGCCGGCCGCGGCAAAAGGAGGAGGCGGCGGCGGUGGCCUCGGGGCUCCCCUCCCAGGGCCGGGGAAAUGCCCGUGAAGAAGAAGCGCAAAUCUUCCGGGCAGGCCGGGGACGACACGGGCCUCAAGCGGUGCAAGAUUAGCAGCUACUGCAGGUCGCAAGCUUCUAGUAAAGUGAUAAGUGGAGAGGACCAUUUUUCAAGCAAGAAGUGCCUGGCCUGGUUUUAUGAAUAUGCAGGUGAUGAUGAAGUCAUAGGGCCGGAGGGAAUGGAGAAAUUCUGUGAAGAUAUUGGUGUUGAACCUGAAAACAUUAUUAUGUUAGUUUUAGCCUGGAAACUGGAGGCUGAAAGCAUGGGAUUUUUUACCAAGGAAGAAUGGUUGAAGGGGAUGACUUCAUUGCAAUGUGACUGCACAGAGAGACUGCAGAGUAAAUUUGAUUUUUUGCGCUCACACUUGAAUGACAUUUCAACGUUUAAGAAUAUCUACAGAUACGCAUUUGAUUUCGCAAGGGAUAAAGACCAGAGAAGUCUUGAUAUCGAUACUGCAAAAUCUAUGUUAGCUCUUCUACUAGGAAGAACGUGGCCACUGUUUUCAGUAUUUUACCAAUAUUUGGAGCAGUCGAAAUACAGAGUUAUUAACAAAGAUCAGUGGUACAAUGUGUUAGAAUUCAGCCGAACUGUCCACGCAGAUCUUAGCAACUACGACGAAGAUGGGGCAUGGCCUGUACUUCUCGACGAAUUUGUGGAAUGGCAAAAGAUUCGCCAAGCAUCAUAGCGAAAACAGGUCUGAAAAAAUGCUGGAUCUUGCGAUGCCCACCUCUACAAAAAAAACUGAGUUAAAACCAAGGGUCCACAUCCUUAUGAACUUUAUAGUAAUUUUUUUCUUUUAUUUUUAAAGGAAGCCUUGUUACAUGCGAAACAGGCAUUGAACCACACCUCUUCAGAGACUGAAAGUUGGGGAUUUUUUUUUUGUCUUGAGUUUCAAUCAUUUCAGAACAAUAAAUGUUCAGAUUUUAACAGUCUUAAAAGUGAAGGACAUCCCUUGUGUUAAGAGUACAGUUCUGCACUCUCAAAACCAAAAUAUUGUAAGCUAUGUUGGAAGUGCCCUGUCAAGAGGUGUUUGAAUUUCGGAGAAGCGUUUUGAAAAGCAUAGUAGGGUAUGGUUCAGGUAUGGUAGGUUUUUUUUUCCUCAUGAAAUGGCUGUCUUUUUGAGAAUGAUUGUUAAUGUUAGGCCUGGGUAGUGUGUUACCGAUACUCCACCUCAUUUGUGCCAUAGGCUGCCGCUUUGCAAGGGUGCAGCCUAAAUUUUAAGUACUUCAGUUGCCAUCAGUGCGGGACUAACACUGGAACCUUUGCAAUCCACUGCCAGAAGAUGACCUACCCUUUAUUCGACCCACCUUUAACUAAGACGGCGUCUAUGAUAAAGCAACUGCGAGUUCUUAAAACAGUCAUUAAAUUGUGGUAUUUUUUUCCUUUUCACUGUAAACAGUUUGUACAGUUUUUACUCAAGAAAAAAGAAAACCUGGGAAGACUUAGGACAAAUCUAGGACCCGUUUAAUGGACACUGGUUUCAGAACGUUCAGAGUAUGACAUUCUUUCCUUCCAGGUCUCCAAAUUUGGGCAACUGUAUAAGUAAUACCUGAUAAGCUGGCUGCAUCUCAAAGUUGAGGUAAAAAGUGGCUGCACUUCCUUAACGUGGUACAUUGCUGCCUGGCAGGAACGCGAGAAAGGAAUUCUCUGUGUAUUUGUGUGUGUGUUGACUUAAAUGAGCAAGUGUAGAAAUCUGAAGUGCUGAACUGAGCUCUGUAUUUGAAUACUUGAGCACCAUCAAGUGCCAUAUGCUGAACUGUUACUUGGAUAAAUGUUAAAAUUGCCUCCCUGCUUUGGCCAAACACAGUCAUGCCCAUGGCUUGCUUUUCAGUAUGUAAGCCAACUGCAUAUGUGAACAAUGAUAACCAGUUAAUAGGUGGGCAAAGGUUCAGGAAAUAAACUGGCAUCCUGUCAGCCACUGUCAAUUCAAUUUGCUGUUCCAAUUUGUUCUAUCAUUUUUUUUUAGUGAACCUGGAUCAACUUUGUAAUAUGUGGAGAUAUCCUCAGAGCUUACCAAGAUGAGAAGUGAUAGUAUUUGCCUCAGGAUAAUAAGUGUAUUGGUGUGCUCUAAUUAGGUGCAGAUAAGAAAAGAUAAGCUCUUUGGGGUCGGGGGGGGGGGGUAGAUUUUUGUCAUUGUUUUUGGAGUUUUACUCCAGAAUCUGUUUUUGGUAUUUUGUAGGAAAAAUCUGUUCCCACCCCCCAUUUAUUUUCUCUUAGUUUUGCCUGCUAAUCAGGUGUCUGACCAAGUUAAUCAGAGAUUACCUUUUGAAUCAUAGGGGAGAUGACUUUACACUGUGGUGUUUUCUGCUAAAGAAAACUGCAAUGCAGGAAUGAGGAAAAGGAGCAGGAGGAGAGGAAACAUAUCCAGACUCACUGCUGUGGCAUCUCAUGUUGUCUUUGGUUUACCCCACUGCAAUUUUUAAAACCUGGGGAAACUUAGCCUCAUGUGAACAUAUUGGGUUGAUCUAACAUUUUUUUCCUGGAGCUGGACAGAAAAACUGCUAGUUUGUAUUUGGAGUCCGUCAUGGCAUGUCACUCCCUUGGAAAUCUCUCAAAGGCUGUAUUCACAAUUUGGGUAUAAGUCCUAUUGGACUGAGUAUCACUUCUGAUGCGUAGAGUUGGCCUGCAAGUCUGGUAAUCAGAAAAAUAACCUUGACUAGUGCAAGUUGACUGUUUCCAUGCAUCCAUUCCACUGAUUUGGACAUUGCUUUUCUACUACCCAUAUCCAAAGUGUCUAACCCAGAGUUCCUCAGCACCACGGCUCCUGCCACUACUUCCCUUGGAACCUGUUGAGCUUUGCAGAAGGUGGGAAAGGCUAUUGUAAGACAGGGCUUGCGACUGGUUGCUUUCAUUCUAUUGAAAGGGUUUUUCAUUGCUCUGAUAACAGGCAGCCAUUGGAGGAUCAGAAAGACAGAUAAGCACCUGGGCUUUCCUUAAGUGGUGUAUGGCUCCAUUCUCUCUUCAGGCUUUCCUUCUUUCAGGAAGUCCAAGGAGAAACCUAUUGUAUUUGACUCUGCAACCCCAGCUGCAACCAUUUUGUGGCGGUGCUCACUUUCCCCUCUGAAAAUUCCAAAGGUGCCCACAGGCUCAAAAAGAUUGGGGACCCCUGUCUAACCGCCAAGCAGUUGCUACAUCCUGAUCUCCAGAGAGUAAUAGGUUCGUAGCAGUUAGACACUUUGAACGUGGAUAGUGGGAAAUCUGUAAUUAAAUCAGUGGCAUGGAUCUGCAGAAACGCUUGAGGUUCCUAGCUGAUUCGCAUGAACAUUUCAAGAAGACAUUAUUGAAAUGGUAGCCUUUGACUGAAUAUUUGUUAUUUCAAGUUUUCCAGAAUAGGCUGUUCUUAGGGUGGAGUCAACCUAAGGUUGGAAGCACUGUGGGAGUAAGGUGACCUCCUCCCCAAACAAACACACAGACUCACCUUUGUAGUUUUUCUAGCAAUGGUAUUACAUUGCUUUGUAUAACAUCCAUUUUCUCAGUUGAGGUAUCUUCUCAAGUGUUGAUCUGGAUUGUAGGAAGCAGUGUGAAACGGUAACCAGAGGUAAUCCUGACAGGCAAAGCAUUCAUUCUUUCCCAUUGCUUUGCCAUGAUGCUUUCCACAGUAGCUCGUUCUGAUGCUACUGUAGUAUACAUGCUAACUUUGAUGAAAGCCUCCCCUACAGAUUGAAUGGGACUCACUUCUGAGGAAAUGUGCACGGGACUGAACUGCUGUUUCCACUCAUGUUAUCUGCCUUGCAUUCAGCGUUGUUGGAAAGUGGAGGUUUUGCCCUGCUUCCUUGCAGCAUUGUGGUGCAUUUAUGCCUCUCCAGGACUUCCCUGGCUUUUCUCUUAAUUUUUCUCAAACUUGGUUUGCUCGGAUGUUUUGGGAAAGAGCACAGUAAAACUUAGAUGGCUGCUCUGUGUGUGUGGAAAAGAACUGGCCCAUGAAUACCACCAUAUUGCCAUAACACCAUAUCAAUGAAAGGGGAGGGGAGGGCGGCCUAUUUAAUACAUUAAAUUAAUUAAAAGUUAGGUUAUCUGAAUUCCCAGUUUUCAUUUUAAGUCUCUAGUCCCCUCUAUUGUAGUAAUGUCCCUUUCCCCUUAUAUCUCUGCCAACAAAAGGGCUAGAGAUGCGUUAAAAAUGAAAGGUGGGAAUUCAGACAGCUCGGCACACAUAUAAAGUUAUACCACUAUUCAAGGGACAAUUUUAAACAAAUUGGAAAAGCUCAGGUGACCUGGGGGAGAGAAUGGCAGUGCUGAGAGACCGGGGCAGGAAAAUUGGGAUACCUGCCAUGUGAAAGUGCCAAUGUUGCACUUUUAUCAUCAGCCAUACUAGCAACAGAAAAUACACUAGACUUACUUUGUGUGGAAACCAUCCUAGUCACUCUAGUUAGCACCCUGUUCCUUAUGGUUUUCUGGAAAACAUUUCUCUUAAAAUCUCAAGGAAUCAUGAGAACCUGACUUUUUAUAAUGUAAACAAAACAAUCUCUAAAUCCAGGUCACAGAAGCUGUUUUAAGUAAUCAGGCCUCAAAGGAAUUGGUACUAACAUGGUAAUCGUCAAGAUGUUAUGUCAAGCAGUGGCAACAUUUUAAAUGUGAAGGUUUUUAAAUUGCUGUGUGUGACUUGUAUCUCUGAGGUUUUAUCCAUAUUCUUAUAAUAAAACCACAUUUCAGGGAUUUCCA